GCCGAUCCCUACAGUUUUGCCGACGGAAUCGCCGCCAAUAGUUCCAACAAUUAUACUUAUGUUAAGCCAAAGACAACUAUCGCUAAAAAUACUGCAAAUGUGUCGAAAAAGAGAAAGAAAAGUGAUUUAAAUGUUUUGACACAAAACUCAAGUCUUUUAAGUAACGGACAACUCAUUCAUCCGUCGAUUACAACGAAAGUGAUUGCAAGUAAUCCUAAGAAGAAAAGUGUUGUCAAAAAGAACUCUCAAAACACUAGUAUUUCGGCUUCGGUUCCAUUGAUUAAUACAAACCUUAAUUCAAAUCCAAACAUAAGUGCCGCCAAUAGUAAUAAUACUGUCAGUAAUUCACUCAUCGUUAACAAUAGUGAACAACACAUUAAUCCGUUGACUAGUCUUGUAAGCGAAACGCCCGCUCCGGUGACCCACAGGAACCUUAAUGAUAUUUUGUCGAAUUCAAUGUCGGAUUCGUUUAAAUCAGACAACGGAUCGAUUCUACUUAACGGAAGUCUUCUCACUUCCAAAAAGAAUACAUUCUCUUCUGUUUCAAAGAAAACCAAUUGUGAUAUCAAAGAUUCAAUUAAUAGGAAAUCGUUAUUCCCGGCGAAGAAUUUAGUAACGAAUAGUAAUAACAAUAAUAGCAGUAAGUUAUUAGUGAAUAGUAUGAGUCCAACGCUGACAUCA
Messenger RNA from Medioppia subpectinata, 681 nucleotides. The record is from the annotation of a GenBank genome assembly. Lineage: Eukaryota; Metazoa; Arthropoda; Arachnida; Sarcoptiformes; Oppiidae.